This is a messenger RNA of Clarias gariepinus (North African catfish), 2253 nucleotides long. Its product is annotated as E3 ubiquitin-protein ligase TRIM16-like. The coding region runs from base 70 to 1485 and encodes 471 amino acids. Gene Ontology annotation, molecular function: protein binding; zinc ion binding. Lineage: Eukaryota; Metazoa; Chordata; Actinopteri; Siluriformes; Clariidae. The transcript is spliced from 5 exons. The record is from RefSeq and is a predicted model, not a curated record.
GAAGUAACCGUCAUUACAGGGAAAACAAAACAAAUCUCUCUCUCUCAGUGUGUUUAAGAGUUUAAGAAAAUGGCUGAAACCAUUAUUUCUGUGGAUCAGAGGCAGUUCGUCUGUCCAGUGUGUCUGGAUCUCCUGAAGGAUCCAGUGACUCUCCACUGUGGUCACAGUUUCUGUAAGGUGUGUAUUAAUGGCUGCUGGGAUCAGGAGGAUCAUAUUAGUGCUUCCAGAUGUCCUCAGUGCAGAGACAUUUUCACUACAAGGCCUGUUCUACGCAGAAACAACAUGCUGGCUGAAGUGGUGGAGAAACUGAAGAAGAAGACUGAAGUCCAAGUUGCUUCUCCUGCUCACUGUUACGCUGAACCUGGAGAUGUGGAGUGUGAUUUCUGCGUAGGGAGAAAACGGAAAGCCCCCAAGUCCUGUCUGACGUGUCUGGCUUCUCUUUGUGAAACUCAUCUGAAACCUCAUCUAGAAGUUCCUGCUUUGAAAAAACACAGAUUAGUUGAAGCCUCAAAAAAACUCGAAGAGGAGAUCUGCUCUGAACAUCACAAGCUGAUUGAGAUCUACUGCCGUACUGAUCAAAGUGGGAUUUGCUCAUUGUGCAUGUUGGAUAAACAUAAAGGCCAUGACGCUGUUGUAGCGGAAAGAGCUAAAAAGCAGUUGAGUGCACAGACAGCAGUGGAAAUUCGAGCUGAACGACUCAUGGAGCAACUGGAAGAUGAGCUCUUUAAUCUUCCGAAGGCUUUGGCUUCUGGACAUCAAUCGCUCACACCUGAAAGACCAGAUUCUCGAAUAUCCAGCAUCAGUGUCCAACAAUAUCUCUCGUUUGAUGGAGUGAUGAAUUCUUUCUCAGAUCUAAAGAAGAGACUUAAGGAAUAUGUGGAGGACGCUCAGAGUUUACUCACAGAGCCUCAGAGCAGAGAUGAGUUUCUAAAACAUUUCUCUUCUCUGACUCUGGAUCCCAACACGGCACAUUGUAAAGUCAUUCUGUCUGAGAACAACAGAGCCGUGAAAUACAGUGAGAACGAGCAGCAGUACCCUGAUCAUCCAGAGAGAUUUGAGUCCUGGUAUCAAGUGUUGAGUAAGGAGAGCAUAAGUGGACGCUGUUACUGGGAGGUGGAGUGGGAAAGUGACAUAGGUGUGGCCAUAGCAGUCGUAUGUAAGGCGAUCGACAGGAAAGGAGAGGGUGAGGAGUGUGCUUUUGCACUUACCAAUCAGGCCUGGAGUCUGGAGUUUCCCUCUGAAACUUCUGGCUGUUUCUAUCACAACAACAUUCAGACUGAUCUCAGAGCUCCAUUGUCCUCCAGAAUAGGAGUGUAUGUAGAUCACAGUGCAGGAACUCUGUCCUUCUACAGCGUCUCUGACACGAUGAAGCUCCUCCACAGAGUCCACACCACAUUCACUCAGCCUCUGUGCGCUGGGUUCGGGUUCUACAGGGGUGGUUGGUCUGAAUCUGAAGCAGUUAUCAGGAUGUGUGAUCCAAAGUAAUUAAGCUGUGCUGUUUUAUAAUCUGUAGUGUACUGAUAAAUGAAAGCACAUUUCCUUAUCGAUCCCAACUGUGACAAAUUUUUAAAGUUAAAUCAUUAAAACACUACAUCAUGAGUUUAGACUUAGGUUUGGCCGAUCAUUUACAUUGCUCAAAGCAUAUAAAUUAUUAUUAUUAUUAUUAUUUUUUUGCAUGUUCCAUUUAGGAAACUGAUGUAUAUGCAGUAUGUAUGAAGGAUGUCUUAAUAUGAAACUGUCUUUAUUUAUUAUCUUUUAUUUCCACAUAGAAUCUGAGUCAAAUCUAAAAAGAUCAUUAUAUGUCUGUUGGGCUUACACUUACAUGGUUCAGCAGAACAUAAAAUAAUCAUAUGUUUUUCUUUAUCAAUUAAUACUAAUUAUAUUAUUAUAUAAUGUUUAAAUUGUGAUCUUCUGAAAAUGUACAGUGGUUGCCAUAAUAUUAAUACAGCAUAUACCAUGUUUUAGUUCUCACAAAUUUACCAUGAUUUAUGACUUCUUGCCACAUAAUAAAAUCUGUGAAAAACUGGUAUUCAGGUUCUGGAGGCAAAUCUCCAGAUCUAAACCCAAUAGAGAACUGUUUGAAAAUGGUGAAGAAGACAGUAGUGAAAAAGAAAUUACUUUCUGUACAUGAUUUCAGGAAGAAUUUAAGCAUGCAUGGAUGGAGAAAGUGACCCCAGAGUACUGUACUGUAGAUGGCUUUUAGACAUUAUGCCCAGCCAUUUUUGAAGAAUAAAGGUCUAUAUAUUAAAUAUU